Messenger RNA from Microthlaspi erraticum, 1053 nucleotides. NCBI's taxonomy places the organism in Eukaryota, Viridiplantae, Streptophyta, Magnoliopsida, Brassicales, Brassicaceae. The record is from the annotation of a GenBank genome assembly.
AUGGCGGAAUCAGGAGGUGGAGGUGGUGGAGGGUGGCGAGAUUCUUAUAAAGGGAUGUCGUCUGAUAACAUUAAGGGUUUGGUGCUGGCGAUAUCUUCAAGUUUAUUCAUCGGAGCUAGCUUCAUCGUUAAGAAGAAAGGUCUUAAGAAAGCCGCCAGCACCGGCACUAGAGCAGGUGUCGGUGGGUAUUCUUAUCUUUACGAGCCUCUUUGGUGGAUCGGCAUGACAACAAUGUUACUUGGUGAAAUUGCCAAUUUUGCUGCUUAUGCAUUUGCACCGGCUAUACUCGUCACUCCUCUAGGCGCUCUUAGUAUCAUUAUCAGUGCUGUUUUAGCUCAUAUUAUAUUACGGGAGAAACUACACAUCUUUGGAGUUCUUGGCUGUGCUCUAUGCGUUGUGGGUUCCACGACGAUUGUACUACACGCUCCUCAAGAACAGGAAAUUGAUUCUGUGAUUGAAGUUUGGAAUCUUGCUACAGAACCAGCGUUCAUGUUUUAUGCGAGUCUGAUAAUUGGGGCUGCUAUAUUUCUCAUUGUCCGUUGUGUGCCCCAAUAUGGGCAGACAAACGUAAUGGUCUACAUCGGUAUUUGUUCGCUUGUGGGAUCAUUAUCGGUAAUGAGCGUAAAAGCACUUGGAAUAGCACUAAAGCUAACGUUUUCAGGAACGAAUCAGUUAUUUUAUCCUCAAACAUGGGUAUUCACAUUAGUCGUACUUACCUGCGUGAUAACGCAGUUGAACUACUUAAACAAGGCUCUUGAUACAUUCAAUACAGCUAUAGUAUCUCCUAUAUACUAUGUAAUGUUCACAUCACUAACUAUAUUAGCCAGUGUUAUCAUGUUUAAGGACUGGGAUCGGCAAAACGGUACUCAGAUUGUCACAGAAAUGUGUGGGUUUGUUACUAUACUCUCAGGCACUUUUCUUCUCCAUAGAACGAAGGACAUGGUCGAGGGUUCAUCGGUAAUAUUACCAUUGCGGAUAAGCAAGCACAUUAACGAAGAUGGGUUUGAAGAAGGCAUACCACUUAGACGCCAAGAAUCUCUCCGGUCACCAUAA